UAUAACUUCAACCCAGUCAGACAUAAGUACCACAGAGUCUUCAGAGCUUCCUACAACAUACUCAACUACUGAACCAUCAUUCUCCACCUUCUUCAGUUCCGCCAGCACAAACAGCGACAUCACAACAGAAGAGUCAGUGCCGUCAAGCACAGCAGAAACUACCAACACAGUGUCCUCAAUUACAACAGAAGACUUGACAGAAUCAUCGUCAACAUCAGACAGGACAACAUUUCCAAUUUCUCCUCCACUUAGUUCUACUGGAGGAACAGAAACAAUUUCCAAUCAUGUUCCAACAACUACAACCUCAGAUUACACAGCUCUUCCAAUAUUACAAUCUACAACUGACACUUCCACAGAGUUUCCAACAGAAAAGUCCUCUUCUUCUACGUCUGCCACAGCUUUUGAAACAUCAGAAACAACUGCACAGACAGAAGCAAUGACGUCUGUGGAAGUUUCAAAUACAGUGGCGGAAUCAACAACUCUGUCAUCCACGCCAAUGUCCCAACCUCAAACAAGUGAGCAAAUCAGUAACUCAAACCCAGCUAUGACUGAAACGCAAAGAGAAACUACAAUAACAACUGAACUUUCAACAGUUGAGACAACAUUCUUAGAUUCCACAGCUGUCAAUAAUUCAACAUCAGCUUUGCCAACUGUCAUUUUGCAGUCGUCAUCAACCCUUGCAGUAACUUCAAAUGUGGAGAAAUCAACUGAAACAUCAGAUAUAACUUCAACCCAGUCAGACAUAAGUACCACAGAGUCUUCAGAGCUUCCUACAACAUACUCAACUGCUGAACCAUCAUUCUCCACCUUCUUCAGUUCCGCCAGCACAAACAGCGACAUCACAACAGAAGAGUCAGUGCCGUCAAGCACAGCAGAAACUACCAACACGGUGUCCUCAAUUACAACAGAAGACUUGACAGAAUCAUCGUCAACAUCAGACAGGACAACAUUUCCAAUUUCUCCUUCACUUAGUUCUACUGGAGGAACAGAAACAAUUUCCAAUCAUGUUCCAACAACUACAUCCUCAGAUUACACAGCUCUUCCAAUAUUACAAUCUACAACUGACACUUCCACAGGGUUUCCAACAGAAAAGUCCUCUUCUUCUACGUCUGCCACAGCUUUUGAAAUAUCAGAAACAACUGCACAGACACUACCCAUGACCUCUGUGGAAGUUUCAAAUACAGUGGCGGAAUCAACAAGUCUUUCAUCCAGGCCAACAGAUCAACCUGACACAACUGUACAAUUUAGUCCCACAAACCUGGUUAUGACAUCCGAGAUGACCACUUCCUCUGCUGAUUCAUCUGUAUAUUCCCAGUCAUCUUCAACAGCUUUUUUAUCCACAAGUAGUGAAACAUCUGCACAUUCUGAAGUUAAUGUCACAAAGCAGCCAGAGUCAACUGUCGUCAAUACCGAACAAACCUUGAAAGCCAGUUCAGCAAGUUCAUUCAGCACGAUUACAACAGGAACUUUCAUUUCUUCAUCAAACAUCAACAAACCCUCAGCUACAACAGUUGUAAUGACUACCAUUUCCCCGACUGGUAGUCAUAUGUCCUCAUCAAAAAACACUCCAACAGUUACCACAAAAGUAACUACAAGAACAUCUAUCACACCAACUCAUGUCACAACUAAGAAAACAACUGUUGCUGCCACUACAUCAUGUGAGGGCAGCAGAGUGACUCAUAUCAGGAUUGAUGGAUUAACUAGCAAGGAGAUUAAUGUGAGCUGGAGUGGGAACAAUCUUAGACCGGAGAUGAAAUACACUGUGAGGCUCAGACAGGGCUCCAACACGAGUGAUAUCAUUCAUGAGUCAACUGAGAAGAAAACAGGAUUUACAGAUCUGCUUCCAGGCGUAACAUACACUCUCAUUAUAGAAUAUUUUUCAUGCAGUAAUAAGGAAGAAUUUAUGAGGAAAAUCACCACAGUUGCAAAUAUCUAUGAGUCCACCACCAGAAUUCCAAGCAUUAACUUUCGUGCUGAAUAUCAAAACCAAUCAAGCCAAGAAUUUCAAGAACUUGCCUCACAUUUCAAAGAGGAGGUCAUAAAAAACCUUCCCAGAGAAUACCAGGAUUUUAUUCAAAGAAAGGAAAUGAGGGUCAUUGUGACACAAAUCCGGGAAGGAAGCGUGAUUAUCGAUUUUGAUUUACUCACGGAUGUCGAGAUCGGCCUGCAGACAUCCGCUGUUGAAAAAAAUAUAAUUAAUGCCUUGAACACAUCGUCACUCGAUGUUGAUUUGGAACAAACAACCACCAGUGAGGCAGAUGUGUGUGACAGAGGGAAUGAUCUGUGCUCAGAAAAUGGCACUUGCCAAAAAAUUGGGCCUUCAUACACAUGCGAGUGUAAUGGGGGGUUCGUAGACCAGAACCCAAAUCUCCCUGGAACUGACUGUCAAAGAAGUUUUCUGACAACAAUCUCCCCAACAUCUCACCAAACCACUAGUGGGAAAGAUAACUGUGAAGGUGUGUGUUCCUCUCUUGCGGAGUGCACAGUCAUUGAUUCUGGCAGAUAUGGAUGCCAAUGCCACGACGGUCUGAUUGAUCCUAACCCCUCCAACCCUGGAAAGCUAUGCGAAGACCGUUUUGACUGUUUCAGUGAAGAGACCAAUUUGUGUUCAGACAGUAAUACGUGCCUUCGGUCAAAGUAUGUCUGUUCUCGCAAGAACCUGUUCAAGGCUGUAGCGGAAUUAAAAUCAUGGCAAUUCAGACCGGCGCUUUACAACACUGAAAGCCAAGACUGGAUCAAUGUUUCAACACAAUUCACCGUUACUGUUAUUAGCAAAAUGAGAGGCGUGCUGGAGGAUGAGUCCUUUGACCUCUCGGUAGUGGGGUUCAAGAGGGGAAGUGUGGUGGUUCGGACGGUGUUUGGCUUUAAUGAUGGCAGUCACCUGGACGCGUCGACCUUAGAAACAGCCCUGCAGGACGUCGUCCGUGCAAAUCUGGACAGACUGGCUUUGGUAACUGUGGAAGGAAUUCCCGCAGAAGAGAACUCGGGCGGACGAUGGCGAGUUACGACUAUCGUCCUCGGAGUUCUGCUGGGGGCAGUCCUGCUAGCGAUAGCAGCGGCCGGGCUAGGCUUUGCUGUGAGGAGGGGGCUGAACCGCCGCAAUUCAUACGAAGUCCAGCAACCGAAGGACAGUCCAAACAAAGUUCCCGCUGGCACUUUUGGGAACUACGUUUGCCAGGAGGUGUAGGUCACAUUUUGCGUAUACGAAUUUCAGGGACUGGGAUGUGUGAAGCCGUUGCAAAAGUGUUGCUGUCAUGGAGGGAAUGGGAGAAACACGGACACAAUGCUUCGUUUCACUUCUUUUGUUCUUCUUCACGCCAUAUCGCAGGGAAAUCGCUGACAGGUUCAGUGUCUGUGCCAAAAUGAACUGAAAUUAACGAUGUAUUUGAAUUGUGAUAAUAUGUACAACACGGAGCAUAGAGGAUGAUGAUACUGGAUGCGUGUUUCUGUAUUUUCUGUGAUCUCAUUGUGAAUUCAUCAUCCCUAAAAUAAUAUCCAUUUCACACAAACUGUUAAAUAGUCUCGUGGUUAAAAAUUUGGACUACAGAGUUGCUUCAAAAAUAUGUGGCAUUUUACCCUGAGUACUUCCCAUUAUGUUGUUAUGUCAUCUAAUGACACUGGUAUUUCUGGAGCGCACAUGCAUUUUCAUGGCCACGCACGCAUAUUGAGGGCAACAUUAAGGUCGAGAAUUAAUUCAUACAGGAUGGCUAUGGACUUAUCCACUGUAUAUUUGCAGAGUACAUUAGUAUUGCAGGUUCAGUGUGAGCCUUUUCAGCUGCGCUUAACUGAGCAGAACACACAUCAAAGAUGAAGCUCAAUUGUUACUGCAUAUAGAGCCUUUGUUCCGCGUGUGUAAACAACAUACAAUGCUUAUUCAGAAUACAUAUUUGUCGAUGACUAACUUUCCGUUCUGUUUCUCUGUUAUGCACUUUGUCAUGGUUUCGCUAAGUUGCACAACAAGCUUCUUGCACAAUGAAAUAUAAUUACACUUCUAUAAUACACUAGUGUGCUACAGUACUGGUAUUCAAUGAGCUCCACACAUAAAUUAAAAGUCAUGCUACUUGGAGAAUACAUUUUGUUGUCUGCUGCACAGGAGAAGACAGACUCUCGGUUGUGAAGGAUACAUGAUGUCGACAUGCUUUUGCAAAUACUGUACAUUAUAUUUUUGUACUGUUACAUAUUUUAUUUCUUUGAUGGUAUUAAAUUAAGAUUUUUUUAAAAUAAAUUAAAGGUUACAUUUUAUAAGAAUAA
This is a messenger RNA of Conger conger (European conger), 4251 nucleotides long. RefSeq names its product mucin-2-like. Bases 437 to 3187 code for a protein of 916 amino acids. The record is from RefSeq and is a predicted model, not a curated record. NCBI's taxonomy places the organism in Eukaryota, Metazoa, Chordata, Actinopteri, Anguilliformes, Congridae. The transcript has 11 exons.